This is a messenger RNA of Diversispora eburnea, 1197 nucleotides long. The record is from the annotation of a GenBank genome assembly. Lineage: Eukaryota; Fungi; Glomeromycota; Glomeromycetes; Diversisporales; Diversisporaceae.
AUGUCAAGUAUGAGUAAAGAAGACACCGAAUUCAAUGACAUUGCUGAGGGUGAAAUUGAGUCCAACUGGGAAGAAAUUGUCGAUAAUUUCGAUAAUAUGAGUCUCAAAUCCGAAUUGCUUCGUGGUAUUUAUGCAUAUGGUUUUGAAAAACCUUCUGCCAUUCAACAACGAGCGAUUCUGCCUGUAAUUAAAGGGCAUGAUGUUAUUGCUCAAGCACAAUCAGGAACAGGAAAAACUGCCACUUUUUCUAUUUCAAUUCUUCAAAAGCUUGACAUGUCCAUUAAUCAAUGUCAAGCUCUUGUUCUCGCUCCAACUCGCGAGUUAGCUCAACAAAUUCAAAAGGUUGUUAUUGCUCUUGGUGACUUUAUGAAUGUUGAGUGUAAUGCUUCAAUUGGUGGCACCAACGUACGUGAGGGUAUUAAGAAACUUGAAGCGGGUGCACAUGUGGUAGUGGGUACUCCUGGUCGUGUAUUUGAUAUGAUUAAUCGUCGUGCCCUGAAGACCGAUCAUAUUAAAAUGUUUGUUCUCGACGAAGCCGACGAAAUGUUAUCUCGCGGUUUUAAGGAACAAAUCUAUGACGUCUUCCAACUCCUCCCCCCUAGUACUCAAGUAGUCCUUUUGUCCGCUACGAUGCCUUCUGACGUUUUAGAAGUAACUACAAAAUUUAUGCGUGAGCCAGUCAGAAUUUUGGUCAAGCGUGACGAAUUAACUUUGGAAGGUAUUAAGCAAUUCUAUAUCGCAGUUGAAAAAGAAGAUUGGAAACUCGAUACCCUUUGCGAUCUUUAUGAAACGGUUACCAUUACUCAAGCAGUCAUUUUCUGUAAUACAAGAAGAAAGGUUGAUUGGUUAACUGAUAAAUUGCAUGCUCGAGAAUUUACAGUAUCUGCGAUGCAUGGUGAUAUGGAUCAAGCACAACGUGAUGUGAUUAUGAAGGAGUUCCGAUCGGGUUCUUCUCGUGUACUUAUUACCACUGACCUUUUGGCCCGUGGUAUCGAUGUCCAACAAGUUAUUAAUUACGAUCUUCCUACUAACCGAGAAAAUUACAUUCACCGUAUCGGCAGAGGUGGUAGAUUUGGUAGGAAAGGUGUUGCGAUCAACUUCGUUACAAGCGAUGAUGUUAGAAUGCUUCGCGACAUAGAACAAUUUUACAAUACACAAAUUGAUGAAAUGCCCAUGAAUGUGGCAGAUUUGAUUUAA